Molecule: messenger RNA, 1087 nt
Organism: Scheffersomyces amazonensis
Lineage: Eukaryota; Fungi; Ascomycota; Pichiomycetes; Serinales; Debaryomycetaceae
Exons: 2
Coding region: 114-1073 (319 amino acids)
Molecular function (GO): DNA binding, bending
Source: RefSeq, a predicted model, not a curated record
GUUCAAAAUGGUCGUGCCACUUUGCAAAAUAAUUUAUAACAAAAAAGCCCGACUGAAGAUUUAGUUGUACGACACACACUUGGAAUUUCAAUAGUCUAUGGCUAACGAGUGCAAUGAAGCAACUGGUAAAGGAAACUGCUCCUGAAAGUGAAGAGCAAAAAUAUAAGCAGAAAUGCAAGGAAUUGAAGAGGAGAAUAACCGAAGUUGAAGAGAGCAAUGAAAUAGCAACAAUUGCCUUGAUGAGAACAAAAGCAGCCACUAGGAGGUUGCGAUUAGAAUAUGCCAUUUUGUUAGAAAGAUUGGAAGAUAGAGCAACGCAGAUCCCUUCUGGGAUUGGAGGUUUUGAAGAAAUGGCUUCUCCUCCAACCCCCAGUGUAUUGGACGAAUCUUUGAAUGUUGCUCCAACCAGUACUAAAAGUGGACCAGCCAAGAAAGGUACCAAAAAAGUCAAGUUGGUUAGUUCAAAUACCGGGGAGAGUACUAAUGGCUCUUCUACUGUUAAGCAAAAAAUACGAGAUCCUGACAUGCCAAAGAGACCAACAAAUGCUUAUUUGAUAUUUUGUGAUAUGGAGAAGGAGAAAAUCAAGAAAGAAAAUGAAGAGAAAAAUCCUGGUGUUGUCAGUGAUCUUUCAAAGAGUAUGACGGAAGCAUGGAAAAGUUUAGAUGAAGAAGAAAAGAAACCAUAUUAUAAGCUAUAUAUUGAUGAUAAGGUAAGGUACGAAAAAGAGAUGGAAGUAUAUAAUCAGAAAAAACAAAAAGAUGAAGGGGACGGAAAACCCGUAUUAAAGGCUCAAAUAACGGAUACAGACACUCCAAUAGAUACCCCAGAACCUGUGGAUUCUAACGUUAAUGAUUUUGAUUCAUCGAUAGUUGAAAAUGAUCAUGAAGAAGACGGAGGAGUUGAAGAAGAAGAAGAAGUUGAGGAAGAAAUAGAAGACGAAGCUGAGGCUGAAGUUGAUGCAGAAGGUGAAGCAGAAACAGAAACCGAGCCUGUAGCUGAAACCAAUGAUACGUCAACCAUAGUGAACCAUGAAAAUGAAGAUAAGUCAGUUAAAGAUGAACCUACUGAGUAGAAUUAUUAGCAUUA